Molecule: messenger RNA, 1649 nt
Organism: Cantharellus anzutake
Lineage: Eukaryota; Fungi; Basidiomycota; Agaricomycetes; Cantharellales; Hydnaceae
Product: thiamine biosynthesis protein
Exons: 8
Coding region: 175-1620 (481 amino acids)
Biological process (GO): thiamine biosynthetic process
Cellular component (GO): cytosol
Molecular function (GO): phosphomethylpyrimidine kinase activity; hydroxymethylpyrimidine kinase activity
Source: RefSeq, a predicted model, not a curated record
GCAGAUUUAAAAACGUUCACGGCACUUGGAUGCUAUGGUGCCACUGUUAUCACAGCUUUGACUGCUCAGUCUACUACGGGUGUUGUAGGGGUCCAUGCAACUCCACCUGAAUUCGUAGAGCAGCAGCUUCGCGCAGUCUUGGAUGAUUUUUCGAUCAAAGCAUUCAAGACGGGCAUGCUUCAUGAUGCUGCCAUAAUCGAAAAAGUUACAGAGGUGCUGAAAACUCAUCAAAAUGGUGUAUCUAAUGCACACAUUGUGGUCGAUCCCGUCAUGGUGUCCACCUCUGGGCACCGGCUGCUCGAGCUGUCGGCCGUGAAUACUAUGCGUUCCAAGCUGUUUCCGCUAGCUACCAUAGUGACCCCUAACAUACGGGAGGCGGAGCUUCUGCUUGCGGAGGGUGAUGUGACGGUCCGAAUUUCUACCAUCACUCACAUGUGCAAUGCGGCGAAGCGUCUUGUGAUGACCUAUGGCGCUAAAGCUGUUCUUCUGAAAGGCGGCCAUCUCGAGAUGAACUUAGAAGAAUUUUUACUAGAGCUUCGGACACUCGAAGAUUGUGCGGUUGAUUACGCAAAUUUGCUUGAUCCUGAAUAUCCUGCUGUUCUUCGCUCAGCGGUCAAGGCCGUUCUCUUGCCCAGCCUAGUAGUUGACGUGCUUUACGAGCCGGACAAUAAAUCCAUUCGCAAGCCAUUUACUCUGUUCGCCAAUGCUCGUCUGCCAUCCUCUAGUACCCAUGGUACAGGUUGUACCCUCGCAGCAGCCAUUGCAUGUGGGCUUGCAAAAGGACUCACAAUCGUUGAAUCGAUUAAACAAGGGAUUGUCUACACCCACGAAGGGAUAUCCACAGCUGUUCCUCUGGGACGUGGAGCGGGCCCUCUGAACCACCUCCACCCUGUCAUACCGCGGGUGGUUCCACUUCCUUCCACUGAAGCCCCUCAUCCUUUCGUCAGUAGUCUCAUCUACGGAAAUGUUAGCACAUGGAAGCAGUAUGUGCAGCACCCUUUUGUUAUUCAAUUGGGAAACGGGACUCUUCCAAGGGAAUGUUUCGUUCACUUCAUCGAGCAAGACUACCUUUACCUGCAAUAUUAUGCUCGUGCACACGCUCUGUUAGCCCUCAAGUCCACAACUUAUGAAGGGAUACAAACUUCAGCCCAAAUCAUGCUUCACGUAAUGCGCGAAUCCAAGAUGCACGAGUCAUUCUGCGACCAAUGGGGCGUCUCAGUCAAGGGCGGUGUACCCAUCAUGGAGUCCACGACGACGACUGCGUAUGGGAGCUUUAUCAUUGAUGCGGGUUUGAGAGGUGAUGACCUCACGUUGGUGGUUGCAUUGGCAGCAUGUCUCCUGGGAUACGGAGAAGUGGGGCUUUGGCUCCGGACAGAGUCUGAACGUGAAGAUAGUGGAAUUCAUUUGGAGGGUAACCCCUACCGAAAGUGGAUUGAAGAUUACUCGGGGGAAGAGUACCAAGCUGCUUGCCAAGCCGGUCUCGCUGCGCUUGAAUCACGAAUCGCCAUAGAAGGACUCACACCUACAACAUACGGAAGGUUGAAAGCUACCUGGUAUCGUUGCGUUGAAUUGGAAAAAGCAUUCUGGGACAUGGCAUUUGAAGUCAAGAGGGAUGAGUGAGACACAGAGCGUCGGAAGUUGUAUUCUUG